UUUAGCUAACAACCUCGAUCCUUAAGUCGCCGGAUACGGGAAUACUUCUUUGCCCUCUACCGUAGACUGCGAGCGGCGGAGGGGGGGAUAUCUUCUUUGUUCUUGUUCGUCUACGAAUUGACGAACUCCAUUUUGUUGGGCGUGUGAAUUCGAGUGAAUUAAGGAUCCGUUGAUGGGGUGCUGUAAUAGCAUUAGUGGUGGCGAUUCCAGCGCUAAUCGGAUCGUUCGAUGGAGAUCGACCGGCAUCGUUGCCCUGAGAGACUCCAAACUGAGAGCAUUACCAAGUGAGGUCCUUGUGGUGGAUAGUUUUGUUCGUACACUUGAUUUAACGAACAACAAAAUAAAUGAGGUGACACCAGAAAUCAGUAGAUUGGUUAACAUGCAGCGAUUGGUUUUGGCUGGUAAUCUGAUCGAAAGCCUUCCAACUACAAUUGGGGUUCUUCAGUCUCUGAAGGUCCUCAUACUCGAUGGCAAUCGGGUUACUAACUUGCCUGAUGAAUUGGGAUCUCUUUACAGGCUUGAGAAGUUAUCUAUCACAGGGAAUUCAUUAACUUGCCUGCCUAAAAAUAUCGGGGAUUUGUGUAAUCUAUUGUUGCUAAAUGUCUCGGAUAACAAAUUGAAGUCCCUUCCAGAAUCAAUUGGAGGCUGUGUUGCCCUCGAAGAAUUGCAGGCAAAUGGCAACUUCAUUGAAGAAUUACCUCCUUCAGUCUGCAAUCUUCUUCAUUUGAAGUUCCUUUCCUUAAACAACAACACCAUAAGGCAGCUUCCUCAUAAUCUUCUAAAAGACUGCAAAGCUCUACAGAAUGUUUCUCUUCAUGACAAUCCAAUAUCAAUGGAUCAGUUCCAGCAAAUGAAAGGAUUCGAAGAAUUUGAAGCACGGAGAAAGAAGAAGUAUGACAAGCAAAUUGAUUCAAAUGUUAUGAUGAACUCCGCUGGACUGGAUGAGGGUCUUGAUUUACGAUAAUUAUUUUAUGGUAAUGUUCUUGCACCUAGUUCUAGACAGAAGACAAAUAAAUGGUGCUGGAACAACAUAUGUGAGGUGGAAAGCCCACCUUCUGUGCAUUAGUCACUAAGCUCUGUCCUGUGCUAUCAUGCUUGCUUGGGCCUCGGAGGAACUCGACUCUUAAGUAAAGCUCUUCCCAGUUUGGAAAGGAAAGUACCAGUCACCAGUUGUGUAAGAAUUCUACUUAUUUCAUCCAGAUGAAAAUUCUUGUUUACCAAUUGUAAGUUGUUCCUUUGCAAGGCGGAUGAUCAGAGUUUGAGCAAUCCAUAUUAUUAUUAUUAUCAUCA
Musa acuminata AAA Group (dessert banana) is the source of this 1290-nucleotide messenger RNA. Its product is annotated as plant intracellular Ras-group-related LRR protein 7-like. Bases 173 to 964 code for a protein of 263 amino acids. NCBI's taxonomy places the organism in Eukaryota, Viridiplantae, Streptophyta, Magnoliopsida, Zingiberales, Musaceae. Gene Ontology annotation, biological process: signal transduction. The record is from RefSeq and is a predicted model, not a curated record. The transcript has 10 exons. Gene Ontology annotation, molecular function: protein binding.